Lachancea mirantina is the source of this 882-nucleotide messenger RNA. NCBI's taxonomy places the organism in Eukaryota, Fungi, Ascomycota, Saccharomycetes, Saccharomycetales, Saccharomycetaceae. The record is from the annotation of a GenBank genome assembly.
AUGAGUAGUGCAUUGCGCAGAGUUGCGCAGACUGCUUCAAUUCUUAAGGGAAGAGCGUUGGGGAGCGUCACUAACGGGAGUAAAUAUACGAAGAACUUUGUUCAAUACCUUGAGCUUCCGAACGGUGAGAUUGGAUCAUAUUUCCACGAUGUUCCACUGGCGCUAGACGCUGAGCACAGAACUAUCAAUAUGGUUGUAGAAGUUCCGAGGUGGUCAAAUGGCAAAUUUGAAGUGAGUAAAGAAAAGGAUUACAACCCGAUUGUUCAAGAUGUGAAAGACGGUCAAGUGAGAUUUGUGCACAAUAUCUUCCCGUUCCACGGAUACAUACACAACUAUGGUUCAAUUCCGCAAACGUGGGAAGAUCCACUUGUCAAAAGCACGCAUCCAGGGGUCCAGGGUUUGAAAGGUGACAACGAUCCAUUGGACUGCUGCGAAAUCGGUUCUCAAAUUUUGGAAAUGGGCCAAGUACGGAAAGUCAAAGUUCUGGGCUCAUUGGCCAUGAUCGACGACGGUGAACUUGAUUGGAAAGUGAUUGUUAUCGAUGCAGAAGAUCCCCUCUCCAAACAAGUGAAUUCGCUCAAAGACGUAGAGACGCAUUUCCCCAAUUUAUUGUCUUCUACGCGCGAAUGGUUUCGCAAUUACAAAAUUCCAGCGGGUAAACCACCAAACACAUUUGCUUACGGCGGUGCAUACAGAGAUUUUCCAGAGACCUUAUCGAUCAUUCAAGGAUGUCACGAUUCGUGGAAAAGACUACUUUUCAUGGAAAAUCAAAAUUCUAAAACGCCAAAUGCUAAAAGAGCUGGAAAGGGCUUGGUUAUCAAACCGGAUCAUGCUCCAGAUUCAACAAUUGAUCCAGAGAAUGACAAAUGGUACUACAUUUAA